Oncorhynchus masou masou (cherry salmon) is the source of this 1731-nucleotide messenger RNA. RefSeq names its product POU domain, class 4, transcription factor 1-like. Gene Ontology annotation, biological process: regulation of transcription by RNA polymerase II. Lineage: Eukaryota; Metazoa; Chordata; Actinopteri; Salmoniformes; Salmonidae. The record is from RefSeq and is a predicted model, not a curated record. Gene Ontology annotation, molecular function: DNA-binding transcription factor activity, RNA polymerase II-specific; RNA polymerase II cis-regulatory region sequence-specific DNA binding. The transcript is spliced from 2 exons. Bases 1 to 1095 code for a protein of 364 amino acids.
AUGAUGUCAAUGAAUAGCAAACAGCCACACUUCGCCAUGCAUCCGAGCUUACCUGAGCACAAAUACACCACUCUGCAUUCCAGCUCGGAAGCAAUAAGGAGAGCCUGUCUGCAAGCGCCACAGCUGCAGAGUAACAUAUUCGCCAGCCUGGAUGAGACCCUCCUGGCCCGCGCCGAAGCUCUGGCUGCCGUGGACAUCGCCGUGUCCCAGGGCAAGACGCACCCUUUCAAACCGGACGCCACCUACCACACCAUGAACAGCGUGCCAUGCUCUUCCAACACCACGGUGCCACUGGCCCACCACCACCACCAUCACCACCACCAUCACCACCCCAACAUGGAACCCCCGGACCUCAUGGACCACAUGAACUCCCCGUCCUUAGCUCUCAUGUCCAGCCACGACGGCUCCGGGGGCGGGGGUGGAGGAGGUGGUGGCGGGCUGAUCUCCACCUCUGCUCACCCUCACUCACACAUGCAUGGCUUGAGCCACCUCUCGCACCAGGCCGCUAUGAACAUGAAUUCCCCUCUCACCCACCACGGUCUUUUACCUGGACACCAUGGAGGGGGCCAGGGCGGGCCAGGACUCAAUAACAACGGCCUUUCCUCUAUCAAUGACUCGGACACUGAUCCCAGGGAACUAGAGGCAUUCGCGGAGCGCUUCAAGCAGAGGCGGAUCAAGCUGGGGGUGACCCAGGCGGACGUUGGCAAUGCGCUGGUUAACCUGAAGAUACCCGGCGUGGGAUCGCUAAGCCAAAGCACCAUUUGUCGGUUCGAAUCGUUGACUCUGUCCCAUAACAACAUGAUAGCGCUUAAACCCAUCCUUCAGGCGUGGCUCGAGGAGGCCGAGGGUGCGCAGAGAGAGAAACUCAACAAACCUGACAUUUAUAGCGGAGGGGAAAAGAAACGGAAGAGAACGUCAAUAGCGGCACCAGAAAAGAGAUCUUUGGAGGCUUACUUCGCCGUACAACCUCGCCCGUCGUCCGAGAAGAUAGCAGCUAUCGCUGAAAAGUUGGACCUGAAAAAGAACGUGGUUCGAGUAUGGUUUUGCAACCAAAGACAAAAACAGAAACGGUUAAAAUUCUCCGCUUGCCACUGACUAUAGGCUAUUGAUGCGUUAAAAAAAACAAGAAAAAUGUUGAGACUGAAUUUGGGGACCAAGGUCUUCUUUUGUCGCCGACGGGUUUACAACUUGGGUGCAAAAAAACAAUGACCAUUAGAUACUACGCACAUUUUAUGAAGCUUCAUAUAUCGGUUUUAGUUUAUUUUCACGUUAUUGGUGAAUGUGAAGUAUGCAAAUAUCCGAAAAUCCUCCAGCGGAAACUCGCGCAGUGGUUCUGAGAGGAAACUAUCAACUUUGCCUUUUUAAAAACAUUGUGGGAAAAAAAAGUUAAUUUGCUUUAGCGAGUUAUUUGAUUUGAAAUAUUAUAUAGCCAUUUACGAAUUACCUCAUUGUUGAACUCUUUGGUUUGGUUAAUUUAUAAUAAGCGUAUAUACAAUUAUUUAUUUACCUAUUUCUGUAUUUAUUUGUGAUAACAUUUUGGGGGCUGCUGUGAACUCUGUUUAAAAUAAUGUAGCAAACUGAAUUAAAACAAGAAACCCAAUAGUGCUUUGCCUGAAUGAUAUGAUCGUCCUUUCGCUUCUGAAUGUGACAGUCAAAGCUAUUAAAUUAUCACAUUUAUUUAAAAUUUGCACUAACAUUUAGGCAGUCAUUUGUUUUGUUUAUAUCGGUUAU